UGCAGAGCUUAUAACAAAAGCUGUGCAGACUGCCUCUUAUCAAGAGAUCCAUAUUGUGGCUGGUAUGGCGGAAAAUGUCAGUCUAUUCUGAAUAAACGCGUUAAGCCAUUAUUGAAUUUGACCCUGGGAGCCACAUGUGAGCUGAACUCCAAAUCUCUGCCUCAAAAAGGAAGUCUGUCACCAUCUUCAAAUGAAAAUAAAGAGCUACCGCCGUCUGUCUAUUGUAUAACAUGCCCAGCAGAAUCAAAGCAAGCCACCUAUUACUGGACAUAUGGUGACCACAAGGAAAGUUGCACC
Staurois parvus is the source of this 297-nucleotide messenger RNA. NCBI's taxonomy places the organism in Eukaryota, Metazoa, Chordata, Amphibia, Anura, Ranidae. The record is from the annotation of a GenBank genome assembly.